AUGUUAUUUUAUUACUACUGUUAUAGUCAUUCUGGGUCCAAAAUAUGAGGCCCAAUACUGGGAUUCACAGCCCAAUUAUCUCAAUUAAAACCUCUAAGUUCAGAAUUUUCUAACCUAACCCUAAUGGAAGUUGCAAGCUUCGGCGGCCAUCCUCUCUCUCGAUCUCUGAUUCAAACCAACCCAACAACAAGUCUACGCCAUAUCCCUCAAUCUGAAUCUGGUUUUAUGUUAUUUCAAGAGUUCUUUGAGUCAAAUGAAGGGAGAAAACUAAGGAGCCGGAGAAAUGCAAGGAGUUUGAGAGAUUCAAGGAGCUAGAAAUUUGCAGAAUAACCGUUCAACAAAGUGUUUCAAGGUUCAACAUAGUGGUAUAACGAAUGGUGAUUCCUCUUUCAAGUUUGAAAGAGCACUAAAGUUUUCAGAAAUUAAAGGCCCUUGAGAAUGUUUCCUUUUUAUUUGUCUGUUAUGGCAAAACUUGUUUAUGAUGUAGGGGGUUUUCUGGUCAAGAACAGCAACUCAAACCAAGACUCACGUUUUAAUGGUCAGACUCACGGUGCUUGGCUUCCGCCUUGGCUUGCUGUACACUACCUUCGUUGUAAGUCUGUGGGUGAGACUCCUUGGAAUGAACAUGGGAAGCCUCUAUUGGAAGUGAUAGCUCAAAAGGCCCUAGAGAAAAAGUCACAAGCUGGAAAGUGGGCUGAACCUCAUUUGGAAAUAGUUAAAACUGUAAGCCCUUCAUUUAGAAACAGCACCCUGACCUCAAGGUAUUGCAUGAAUGAGUUAGAUGAAUCAUGGACAAAAUACUUAAUAUCCUAUAUGUUGUAAAUUGUAAUAGUAUUAUAGACAUAAAUAUUACUAAAUAUUAUAUUUUUAAUAUUUUUUUUAAUGUUUUAGUUAAAAUAAUUUUAGUAAA
This is a messenger RNA of Vicia villosa (hairy vetch), 910 nucleotides long. RefSeq lists its product as uncharacterized. Bases 439 to 822 code for a protein of 127 amino acids. The transcript is spliced from 10 exons. The record is from RefSeq and is a predicted model, not a curated record. Lineage: Eukaryota; Viridiplantae; Streptophyta; Magnoliopsida; Fabales; Fabaceae.